GGGGGCGACGGGGACACCUGGGCGGGCCCGGGACACCAGGGAGCCCACGGGGGGACAGGGGACACCGCGACCGACCCCUGAGGCCUCAGGGAGCCCGGGAGGGGACGGGGGGACACCGGGACGGCCCGCUGGGAUGCCGCGGAGCCCAGGAGGACCCGGCCCCACACCCACCUCCCCCCAUCGUGGCCCCGCGCUCAGCCCCCAGUGGGCCUGGGGGGCUGGGGAGUGAGGCCCCCCCGUCCCUGUCCCCCCUUCCUGCCGCGGGGGCGGAGGUGUGAGGGAGGAAGGGGGGUGGCGAACCCACACGCUCCAUUUUAAGGGCUUUUUGGGUUUCGGCGGCGCUGACUGGCGCAGCCGUCCCCACAGCCCACACGGCGGGCUAUAAAAGCCGUCAGGGUGGGACACGCCGGUUGUCACCCGCUGUCACCCGCUGUCAGCCUCUCGAGUGGGCUCGCCAUGGCUGCCGCCUUCCUCUUGGUGCUGGUGGCGGUGGGAGCGGCGCAGGCUGCUGUCCCUGAGCCCUGCCGGGGUGGCCCCGCAUCCUGGUGCCAGGACAUGGCCACCGCCAUCCAGUGCCACCGGGAGCAGUACUGCCGCGAUCUCUGGGACAGCCUGGCCCUGGGGGACGUGGCCGAAGGGGACGUGGCCGAAGGGGACGUGUUGGGGCCAGGCAGGGGGAAGAAGUGCAGCCUGUGCACCAAAAUCCUGCAGCAGAUCAAGGCGAUGGCGGGCGACGACCCUGACGAGGCGGCGGUGGAGAAGGUGUUGGGCAAGGCCUGCCGGGCGCUGGGCAGGCGGCUGAGCCGAGUCUGCAAGUGGCUGGUGAAGAAGUACCGGGAGGAGAUCAGCGAGGCGCUGCAGAACGGAGACCAGCCCGAGGACACCUGCGCCGCCAUCGGCGUCUGCAAGGCCUGAGCCCGGUCAGCACCCGCCCCGUGUCCUGCAUCCCCCAUCCUGCACCCCACAGCCUGCAUCCUGCAUCCCGCCCCCUGCGCCCCGCGCCCCACAUCUGGCAUCCUGCACCCCCUGCCCCCCCGCCCCGUGUCCUGCAUCCCAUAUCCCGCACCCCAAACCCAGCACCCCACGCCUGCCCCAGGGGUAGGAGGGCACCUGGGGGUCCUGGGCCUCCAGGAGGGAACCUGCCUGCACCCCCACAGGGUAGGGGCAAGAUGGAGACCCCAAAAUGCAUCCUGGAGAGGGGGCAAGGUUGGAGGAGCCACUUUUGCUGGCGCCUCAGCUGGUGGUGACGGUGGCCCCCGACUUACCGCUCCUUCCUUGUCUCCACAGGGCUCAGCCCCGCAGCUGGCCCCAAGUGCCACCCUCCAAACCCCUGACCCUCUCCCAGCCCCACCUACCACCCCAAAGCCUGGAUCCCCCUCCCCAUGCAAUAAAGCACCACGCCCCAGGCUACCACGUCUCCUGGGGACAGUGGCCCUGCUGUC
Chroicocephalus ridibundus (black-headed gull) is the source of this 1442-nucleotide messenger RNA. Its product is annotated as antimicrobial peptide NK-lysin-like. Gene Ontology annotation, cellular component: cytolytic granule. Gene Ontology annotation, biological process: antimicrobial humoral immune response mediated by antimicrobial peptide; killing of cells of another organism; defense response to bacterium. The coding region runs from base 457 to 915 and encodes 152 amino acids. NCBI's taxonomy places the organism in Eukaryota, Metazoa, Chordata, Aves, Charadriiformes, Laridae. The transcript is spliced from 4 exons. The record is from RefSeq and is a predicted model, not a curated record.